UGAAUGUGUGUGGCAUUUUGCAGGCUUUGAAGGAAGGUGGGGUGUUUGAUUUUAUAGCUGAAGAGAGCCUUAUUCUGCUGUUUAAAGUAAGAGUGUUGUUUUGAAUAUUUGAUUUUUGAUUUAUGGGUUUGAAGAAAUUGUCUGUAGAAAACUUAGCAAAAUUGAUAGGACAAUUUAAGGGAAAUACUGAAUUGGAACCUCCUCCUGAAUUGAAGAAACAAAAGGAGAAUAGAUUUUAUGCUAGUUAUCAGGUUUUUUAGCCUGAUUUGAAAAGUAAAAAAAUGGAUGAGGAAAUUAAUUCUUGGAUUAGGAGAACAAAAUUUUCUCAUACCAUUUGUCAUAGGUUGGAUGCAACAAGAUUGUCUUCUAUUCCUAUCACUUUCCAGCCUAGGAGUAUUGCAAGUGCCAAAACUAGACCUGAAACAGGUUCUCUUAAUUCAAGAACUAGUCUAGUUGUUAGGCAAAUUGUGCAAAAUCCGAGCACGAAUAAGCAGAGAGUAUUAUCCCCUCUUCCGAAAACAAAACUUUCCGAUACGUUUAAGGAAGCACGAUCUAGUCAGAGGAGGUUUUCGACUCCACAUCCUCAAAGGAAAGAACAUGAGAAGGGAAAUGUGAGUAAAUUGUUCCUCAAAGAUUCCCGCGAUAAGAAAGCACCUAGUUCCACGGUGAAGUUCAAUGACAAAUUAAAGAGCCGGAACCGGAAAGAUUCAGCAUGGUCAAAGUACUUUGAUCAUAGUGGACGUAGGGUUAUGUCCGUAGAAACAGCUGAUGAGUAUACGAUUGAUCUUUCUAAGCUAUUUCUUGGACUAAGAUUUGCUCAUGGUGCGCAUAGUCAGCUUUACCAUGGAAUAUAUAGGGAUGAACCUGUUGCAGUGAAAAUGAUAAGACUACCUGAUGAUGAUGAAAAUGGAGAUUUAGCAACUCGGUUGGAGAAUCAGUUUAGCAGAGAAGUUACUCUCUUGUCUCAACUCCACCAUCAAAAUGUUGUGAAGUUUGUAGGUGCAUGCAGAAAGCCACCGGUUUUUUGUGUUGUGACUGAGUAUUUAUGUGAGGGUUCUUUGAGAGCAUACCUUCACAAGCUUGAGCAUAAGUCCCUGAACUUACAAAAAUUGAUUGCACUAGCCUUGGAUAUUGCUCGUGGAAUGCAAUAUAUUCACUCACAAGGCGUUAUUCAUCGGGAUCUCAAGCCGGAGAAUAUACUUAUCAAUGACAAGUUCCGCCUCAAAAUUGCAGAUUUUGGAAUUGCUUGUGAGGAAGCAUAUUGUGAUCUUUUGGCUGAUGAUCCAGGUACUUAUCGAUGGAUGGCACCUGAGAUGAUUAAACGAAAGUCAUAUGGUCGGAAGGUGGAUGUUUAUGGUUUUGGACUCAUUUUAUGGGAAAUGGUCGCUGGAACCAUACCUUAUGAAGAUAUGACACCAGUACAGGCUGCUUUUGCUGUUGUCAACAAGAAUAUGAGACCACCUAUUCCCGGGGAUUGCCCUCCUGCCAUGAGAGCUUUGAUCGAACAAUGUUGGUCUUUGCAACCAGAAAAGAGGCCCGAGUUUUGGCAGCUUGUAAAGGUAUUGGAGCAGUUUGAAUCUUCAGUUGCGCAUGACGGGACUCUGAAUCUAGUACAAAAUUCAAUGUUUCAAUGUCGCAAGAAGGGUUUUCUUCAUUGGAUCCAAAAACUUGGAUCCGCACAUCAAAACACUUCAUCUUAGCCAUAAGCCUUUCUUAUGAGUUCCCGGAUGAUCUAGCUUUCGUAGUUUCACCGGGUCCCGCUGUAAUUCGAAAAGGUUUCUGUUCCUUCUGCUAUGUUUUUUCUGCCUCACCAUUAUACUAAUGCGUGAUUAGGUUGUAGGUGUGCAUUGAGGUGAAAUGCUUCUGUAAUUUUACAUGAUAGAUAACAUGGAACAUGGUCACCAGAUUUUGAGUGUGAUUGCAGAUUGCCUUUCGAUGGCUAGGAGUAACUUGACUGAAAUAAAAUUCUCUUUAUCCUUUUUAAA
This is a messenger RNA of Nicotiana tabacum (common tobacco), 1985 nucleotides long. The record is from RefSeq and is a predicted model, not a curated record. NCBI's taxonomy places the organism in Eukaryota, Viridiplantae, Streptophyta, Magnoliopsida, Solanales, Solanaceae.